Messenger RNA from Drosophila persimilis, 2004 nucleotides. RefSeq lists its product as uncharacterized. The coding region runs from base 323 to 1336 and encodes 337 amino acids. NCBI's taxonomy places the organism in Eukaryota, Metazoa, Arthropoda, Insecta, Diptera, Drosophilidae. The transcript is spliced from 4 exons. The record is from RefSeq and is a predicted model, not a curated record.
AUAUAUGGGACGGCACAAAGAGUCGACGCGUGUGCUUUCGUCAUACGUAUGUAUCUAGCUGGGUAAAUAACGUCGCGAAUUUGCAAAAUUGAAAGUGCUGCCAGCGGAGAGAGGGAGGCCAGUGAAAAGUAAAAGGCGUUGGGCUUCUGUGGUUCGUAUUUGAAAAGUUGCUUUGGAGGUGGUCUCUGGACGGGGGAGGGGACUGCAGCUGUGUGGGUUCGUUCGGCAGUGUGGGGCUGGAGUAACAGUUACCGCUUGACACCGUCCGGGGUGUUGCAUAGGCGCCUAGGAGCGCCCUCGGUUUCAAGAGAUCGUGCCAGAUAUGGAUGACACGGAAUUCAUGUUCAACGAGAAGCAAUCAAUACGCGACUCCUCGCGCACCCUCAAGCGCUACGGCAGCACCUGCUGCAACAGCAUGCGGAACAACGAGACCCUUAUACGGCACAUCGUUGAGAAGACGGACACACUGCAGGGUAUAGCUCUGAAAUAUGGCUGCACGACGGAACAAAUACGCCGCGCUAACCGGCUCUUUGCCUCGGACAGCCUGUUCUUGCGUCAAUUCCUGCUGGUGCCCGUCGAGAAGAACUCGCCCUACUAUCCGCAGGUGGGCGGCGUCGAUUCAAUCGCUGCGUUUGAUGUCCUGGCCACACCUCCGGGCACACCCGAUGUAAAUGUGCAGCGCGAGGCGCAGCAGAAUGCCAAUAACCUGGUGCAAGCCAACAACUUCAUGAACAGCAGCAGCAGUAGCAGUGGCAGCAGCGGCAGCAGUGGCAGUGGCAGUAGCAGCAAUGGAGGCAGCAGCAGCAGCUGCAACACAAGCGGCUCCGCAGCGAGCGUGCGCUCUAGCACACAGCAGCAACCGCAACGUCCAUACUCGAUUGCUGGCGAGCUGCUGGUGCAGGCCAGCGACGAGGAUCCGGCCAUGAUGAACAAUCACAGUGCGUGCGGCAGCAAGCAGAGCAAGUCCCUGGACUCGGUGGCGGCCAUGACGCCCGAGGAGGAGAACCGCAAGUGCAUGAACGACUUCCUCAAUAAGAUCGACAACACCAUUUCCGAGUCGCGCAAAUAUGUGGAGCGUUCCAAGGACCUGGUCAGCAGUCAGAGUGAUGCGGAUAUCUGCAUCAGCGCCAGUGCUGAUGUGUUUCCACAGCGCCGCAAUCCGCUAAACAACUCCUACAAGAACAGCAAUGAACGUCCGCCCCAUUACCAGCGACACAGUUCGACGGGCAGCGGGAACUCGGACACGGCGCAGCUGUUGAACACAACCCAAACGCGUCGCGUUCAAAACUCGCUGAAGCGUCUCGAGAAGCAGCAGGAUGACUUCUUUGAGUUGUAGCAGCUGCAGCUGCAGCAGCAGCAGUCGCUGGGAUUGAGACUGGCCUAAAUUCAACUGAGAGUUAAUUUUACAAAUUGUUUUUAAUUGCCGCGCACGGAAUGCAGCGUACUCUAAAUGUAAUAUACGUACUAUAUAUGAAUGUUAUCUAUAUCGACAAGCAGUACACAUACCUUACCCUACUCUAUACCUAAUACCUUAUACCGUAUACCUAUUACUAUAUAUACUACGAUAAAGCAUAACUAGAACUAAUCGUAGCGCUGCGCUAUACAAACCUGUAGUGCGAUGACAAGGCCCUUUUGUUGUCCAUGUUGUAUUUUGAUCUUAAAUUGUGUCAGCCCUUCGUAAUUGCCGCCAAUUUGCUUGCAAGGUCUGACCUGCCCCCUUCUGUCUAUACCCUAUACCCUAUACCCCAUACCCCACCCCUCCUGCUCCUACCCAAUUAUGUUUAUAUUCUUUUGUGUACGACUUUAGCUUUAAUAUCGCACUGUGUAUAAUUUUAGUUAUGAGAAUUAUUAAUGUUAAUUGUAUAUAGUCUGUCUGCUGCUCCGUUUUGGCUACGCUGAUCGAGAAAUUGGCCCUAAUGCUAUAACCACAUAAUAACUACUGUGUAAAUGUAAUUUAUUCGUUAGCUUUCGAAAGAGUAUUAAAAACCGCAACUGCAAAAUCUA